AGCAACGUCCGCGAGGUCAACCGGAUCAAUGAGCGGGAGCUGGACCUCGCCGUGGACGGGGGCGCGUCCUGGCACGACGACUACCGCGAGAGCGCCUACAUCUUUGUCGGCGGCCUCGACAAGCGGCUGACCGAGGGCGAUGUCAUUGCCGUCUUUUCGCAAUAUGGCGAGGUGCUCGACAUCAAUCUCCCGCGCGGUCACCCGGGUGCAUCGAGCCAAGGAGAGGGAGGAAGCGGGAGCGGGAGCCAGGGUCAGGGCCAGGGCCAGAACCAGGGCGGCAAGCCGGGAGAGAGGCGGGGGUUCGGGUUCCUGCUCUACGAGGACCAGCGGAGCACCGUGCUGGCCGUCGACAACCUCAACGGGUUCAGCCUGCUGGGGCGGACGAUCCGGGUGGACCACGUCAAGGACUACAAG
Acaromyces ingoldii is the source of this 414-nucleotide messenger RNA. RefSeq names its product RNA-binding domain-containing protein. Gene Ontology annotation, cellular component: precatalytic spliceosome; U2 snRNP; catalytic step 2 spliceosome. The transcript is spliced from 2 exons. Gene Ontology annotation, biological process: mRNA splicing, via spliceosome. The record is from RefSeq and is a predicted model, not a curated record. Gene Ontology annotation, molecular function: RNA binding. The annotation marks the transcript as partial. NCBI's taxonomy places the organism in Eukaryota, Fungi, Basidiomycota, Exobasidiomycetes, Exobasidiales, Cryptobasidiaceae.